UUCCAGGAAUUGGUAACACCACGUGGAGAUUUUAGACGAGGGUCGCUUACGAGGUGAGCUUCUUAUCUUGGAGACUAUCGCCCAGUGCACCUUCAAGCGACACCAGUAUGCAAAAGAUUUAUCGACACCUCGUAUUGCUGAGGUACGGGAAACCCCCUUCAUGCUGACUUCGGUUUUGACAGAUGCGGCUAACCGAGUUACGAUGGCCAAAGAAAUAUAUUUAAAAACUUUCGAAACGAAAUCAUAAAACUUUGUGAUUCUUUCCACGAAACCAGUACUUGUGGAGAUGCGCCAGAAGGUGGAAAUCUCAAGUGGCAUUUGAUUUACGGCACAGCGACGACUCUGUCUAAUAACUCAUCAACUGUCGAAACCCAACCCAACAAAUUGGGUGCAAAUUUUGUAGGUCCCUCCGUGAAGUGACAACCCAAACGUAUCGCGUGCUUCGAUGCUUCAACCUAUUUCUAGUUGUUCUGAAAUCCAUCGCCAGGUUGCUGUGUGGUGAAUAUGUGUUUGCGCAUAUCGAGGGCACCUAACACGUUUCCCUAGCAGCGAAUCAUAGUAACAGUAGUCGCGUCUGUAGCCGGGUAAACAACGCUUUCGGCUGGAAAAAGCAGGAUUUGCUUCACUUCGUACUGUUCUGUUGGUGUGACCGGAACUUCCUGGUUUUGUGGUGUUUUUUUGUAAGAGUGUCCCUUCAAAGACAUGUCCAACAAAGCCGCAGUUACGUUUGAGAAACCGCUCCAGCAUCUUAGCCUCGCGGAUUGGCAUUCCCGGUUGACCCAGCUGAAAAAUGUAGCCUACACGCAGCGUUCGGAUGCGUUCGAGCUACGGCAUUCGGCACGCAACCUUCGCAAUGAAACCCGCAUCGAGACGCACUGGGACACGUACCACAACAAUGACCGGCUGUCCGAUCGUGUGGCGGAGCUGGAUCGUUGGCGGGAGAAGAUGCGCAUCAUGCUACAGCGUACGGUGGACGAAAUCCAGGCCCUCAAGGAGGAAAAGUCCAACACCGAGCGUGACCUGGACGGUCACAUUACACCGCUGACGGUGGUGACGGAGUGUAUCGGUAUGAGGGACUGUCGGUUGGGAUCGGAGCUAACCUACGAUGAUGGCGAUACCGAGCUGAAGAACGAGCUGUGCAUCGUGGAGAACAACCAGCGGCUACUGCGUGACCAGAACCAAGCCGCCUGGGAGCAGCUGAAUCGGCUGCAGGAGGUCAAGUUCAAGCUGGAGCUCGAUCUGACCGAUAAGGAUGAGGCGCAAUCGAUCGAUUCGCACCAGCUGCAGGUGGACCAGCACUGUGGAGAUGUUUCCUUCAAGACGGAUCCAACGCGUGUCCCCAGGGACUCCUGCACGUACGGUAACUGGCUGGAGUACUGCGAAGAGCUGGUGGCGCUCGCCGAAAGCACACUGUCCGAUUCCUUCUCCAUCCGGGAGUCACUGUUUGCGACGCGUGAGAAAGCUCGCAACAUUCUACGCGCCCAGCAGGACCGUACCGCGCACACACUGCGCAAGCGAAUCUUCGAAACGCAACGAGCACGGAACGAACUCGAGUACCAGCUCGGGAAGAUGAAGGAAGAGAUGGCCAAAUGUCUCCGGGAGAUCGAAACACUCGAACGUGCGCACGAUCAGAAGACCGAAGCGUUGAAGGUGGUUGAAACGCGCCUGGAAAACCGUGCCCAACGUUCCGGCAUGGAGCUGUGCAUCGAUGAAUCGUACCAUGGGUUGUGCGAUGAGGUGCAGAAACUUCGCGACACGAUCAAAACACUGCGCGCCAAGAUCGACGCCACCAAGACGACGUACAACGCGCUGCGGGAUCAUGCGAACAAGAUCGAUCAGGAUCUGCAGAACAAGCAGCAUUCGCUGAUGACCGACAUCCGGGCGCUGGAUUUACGCGGACGCUUAAAGACGGGCGAGUUCGGUGGACUAGCAACGCAAACGGAUCGCAACAUACAUUUGUCACGCGUGGAGGAUGAAAUUCCCAAAACAUAGACGUGAUUAUAUUGGCACCCAGCUUCAGCACCCGUCAUUAGGGACAUGCAUUAGGGAACGUUGCUUCCAAAAUUAUUGCGUCAUAGAAAAUUGGAACCAAUCAAUAAGAUUAUCGGCUUCCCAAUAUAGUUGUUUGCGGCUUGUUUUUAGAUCGCUCGUUAUGCUUUUCACACUUGCCUCGGCCUAUCGGCACCAAGCAGCAACACCUAGCUCCAGUUGCGGUCGGAGUACACCUUCUCGCUGGGUGCACCAACUGCACGGACACGGACGUGAAAGUGAAGUUUGUUUUGCGCACCUGAAGCUGAAGCAAUAAACAAAAUAGAAAUAAAACAGUCCAUAACCAUAUGA
This is a messenger RNA of Anopheles funestus (African malaria mosquito), 2340 nucleotides long. Its product is annotated as tektin-2. The record is from RefSeq and is a predicted model, not a curated record. The transcript has 3 exons. The coding region runs from base 703 to 1992 and encodes 429 amino acids. NCBI's taxonomy places the organism in Eukaryota, Metazoa, Arthropoda, Insecta, Diptera, Culicidae. Gene Ontology annotation, cellular component: microtubule cytoskeleton; nucleus. Gene Ontology annotation, biological process: cilium movement involved in cell motility; cilium assembly.